Xenopus laevis (African clawed frog) is the source of this 3364-nucleotide messenger RNA. It is a transcript of the gene rasef2.L, whose product is annotated as ras and EF-hand domain-containing protein. The transcript is spliced from 17 exons. NCBI's taxonomy places the organism in Eukaryota, Metazoa, Chordata, Amphibia, Anura, Pipidae. The record is from RefSeq and is a predicted model, not a curated record. The coding region runs from base 765 to 2735 and encodes 656 amino acids.
GAGUGGGAAAAACUCAAGUGUGUAAUUCUCUCUCUGUGGUGCCCAGGUGAUCCUGUAAGCAGAGCAGUGCUGGAGUCGGCCUGGGGAAGGGGGAGUGUGGGUUUGAGUUUCUAAAGAUCAUGAUUCAUGACAAGGAAUUGUGUUCCACAGAAGUUCAGCUGCCGGUACCUGAGCAAUAAAGACAGAGAGAACUAUGCAGUGGGCGGGGCGUGCAGGCUACUGUGUGUGUAAUGACAGAGAAGGGGCGGGGUUACAGGAACAGAUUGAACGACUUGGCCCCUGGGACUUUCAAGCACUCAAGGUCCCAGCCACACAAGGGGAAGGUCUCAUUCCAACUGAGGGCUGGUGUAUGGAGGAAUCGCUGUAACGUACUCAAUGGAGCUUUUAUAUAGGGGAACUGGAGAGAACUGAACGCGCAACAACUCGUGCGGGAGUUUCGUGUGUGUAUGUGGUGCUCAGCAGUUAGUGUACUUUCGGGAAGAACUGGGACUUCAGAAUAAAGUGUAACAGAUGCACCCCUGAGUUUUACCUUGGAAUAAGCCAGAUAAGGAAUAGAAGCAAGAGAUUUCCGUUGCUGUUUCACCACAGGACCUUUUCUGAGAGGAGGAGGAGGAGACAGUCUUGAGCCGACAGGACAUACAGGUGCACUCUGACCUGCCAUCAGUCUCAUUUGUACAACGGUCUAAACCAAUUCCUGUGUGUGGGGAGGGGGGUCUAGCUUGCAGUGCACUCUCCCCUUUGUCUCCCCCUUGCCUGACAAUCCAAUGGGCUCGUCUCAGGAAUUAGCUCAACUUCAAAACUUGUUCUCCGCGUGUGAUGUGAGGGGCUCGGGGUUGGUUUUGCUGGAAGACUUUGCCUCGGUGUGUGGGGAUCUGGGGGUGGAACCAGGCCUGGUCCGACCACUCUUUCAGAUGCUGGAUGUGGAUGGGGACGGGAUCAUUGAUUUCCAAGACUUCACAGCCGGAUUCGAGGAGGUCUCCCAAACCCUCAAUCUGCAGGCUUUCCAUCAGCCCCUGCCGACCCCUGCCUGGGAGGAGUUGGAGGACAGGCUGGGGGGAGAGUUGCAGCACCUGAGCAGUUCAACAAAAGAAUGGUUGUACGGCUUUUACCAAGACCUCCAGGGGGUAUCUGUGCCGGGACUCAUUCAGCAGUAUGAGAGGGUGGUUGAGAAUGUGUCAUAUGAUUUACGGGCUCAGAGGCUCAACAUUGAAAAGUUGGAAUCUGUCCUUAAAAGGACUGAAGGGGCAACAGCGAAGCAGAUUGCAGAAAUGGAGGAAGAUUUACAGCAUCACCUAACCAAGAUGGAGAGGCAGAUACGAGAGGAGGAGGCGCAGAGGCUGAAUGCUGCUGUCCAGGAACUACAAAGGAAGCAUGAGAUGGAAACCCUCAGCCUGCAGACAAAGAUUGAUCAAAUGACUAAGCGCAAAGAUGAACGGUUGGUAAUGGAAAACAAGGAAGAAAGUACUAAGCUGAAAAACCAGAUCUUUGACCUUUCACAGGAGAAUGAGCAGCUGAAGAUGACCCUGCUGAGAGCACAAACCGACAUCUCUUUGCUGCAGACAGAAGUGGACAGACUGAAGGACUACAUGACUGAUCAGCAGACGCACCAUAACAGAGAGAAGGAACAGCUGAAGAGUAUGGUAGAGGAAAGAAGAACAUUUACAAACCAAAUCCAGAUACUAAAUGAAGCCAACAAAUCUCUGUAUGAUAACAAUGACAGCAUGCGCUCCACUCUCUCAAAUCUGGAAAAUGAAAGGAAGCGGCAUUCCUCCCCCAGUCAUCUCAGCGAGCCCUCUGUGAUCACCUACAGUAGUUUCACAGUAGAUGAUGAUCCCUACAGAAAAUUCUCCGAUGUAGCCACUUGGGCGGACAGAUGUAUAGAUAGUGGGGUAUCCCUGCCACGCAGCGUGGGCUACAGUGAUGUGGACAGUGAAUUUGGAAGUGAGCACAGCAAUAGCUCAGAGGAACGCUGGAAUGGAAGCAUCCAUUAUGCAAACUCAGAUAUUGAGUCAGAAGUAGAUGGAAAACUCAAAUGGAGCCCGUCUCGCCCUUUAAGCCGCGCUGAUUCUUCAGCUUCAUCGAAGAGAAAGCUCCCUGCCUUUACACCCAGGAAACAGGGGGUGCCAGCAGAAGAGGUUUCACAGGCGUCCAGCCCAAUAUACAGACUUGUGCUUGCUGGUGACGCUGGUUCUGGGAAAUCCAGUUUCCUUCUCAGACUGUGCCUGAACGAGUUCCGGGGAGACAUUCCUACAACAUUAGGUGUUGAUUUCCAGAUAAAGAAGCUCAUGGUUGAUGGAGACCACACGACAUUACAGAUCUGGGACACAGCUGGCCAGGAGAGGUUCCGCAGUAUUGCCAAGUCCUAUUUCCGCAAGGCGCAUGGCGUUCUGCUGAUGUAUGAUGUUACCUCUGAGAGGAGCUUCCUUAACGUGCGACAGUGGAUAGACGAGAUCAAGAACACAUCUGACAAACCCAUUCCCAUGAUGCUAAUUGGCAACAAAACGGACAUAAGGACAGAAAUGAAUGGCAUUCAGACAUCAAUGGGGGAAAAGUUGGCCAUGGCUUACAGCGCCCUCUUCUGUGAGACCAGUGCAAAAGACGGUACCAAUGUAGUAGAAGCUGUUCUGCACCUUGCUAGAGAAGUGAAGAAAUGUACAGACUUGGAAGUAGAAAACAAGGAGCCAGUGACGUUACUCGGUAUUCAGGACAAGAAGUCCAAUUGCUGCAAGAUGUAACCUCAUCUAUAAACUGAGACAUAUUGGCUUGAAGUCAAUGCUUUUAAUAUGAAGGAUUGCUAUACGUCUGCACCAGAAUUUACUGUAAAGAUUGUACUUUUGAGAAAAGAAAUUUGAAGAUCGACAUUGACAGCCUUGGGCUAAAUCAAGAGAAAUGGUUGCACAGGAGCACAAAGCGUUUAGGCGACUUACAAAAGUGCACUUUGUUUUUCCUUCUUCUGAUUGGAUCUUUCGCUUCACUGCCUGCCAUUAAACGUAAAUUCCACAGAACUUGAAUAUUUUGAGAAGCUACAAAAGAUCUUUUAGAAUUAUGUAAAGUAUAUAUAUAUAUAUAUAUAUUUUUUUUUUUUUUAGUACUUAAGGUUUUGCCCUGCUAGAAUGGAUGGCAAAACGUACUGGAUUUCACUCCUCUAUGAGGCAUUUAAUAUACCUAAUCGUAUAUAAGUAUUUACUGGGGGUUACAUGCCCCACCAGGAUGUUUACUUUGAAUGUAUGUCUGCACAUUUUAAUGAACUGUCUAAAAAAAGGGGGGGGGGGGGAGACUGUAAUAGAAAUUGUACAAUGCAACUGUACUGCAUUACAGGGAAUUUUUUAAAACUGUUAAUAAAUAUUUUAUUUGUUUAAAAAUA